CUGAGGGCGGUUAUAGUAGGUCCAGCAGGCACCCCUUAUCACGAUGGCCUCUUCUUCUUCGACUUUCAAUUUACAGACAAAUAUCCCAAUGAACCCCCAAAAGCAUAUUUUCAUGCUCAUGGACGCAUUUUUAAUCCUAACCUGUACCCCAAUGGGAAAGUUUGUCUCAGCCUUCUAAACACGUGGUCUGGAAGAGAGAAUUGCGAGAAGUGGGACCCACAGCGGUCGACCAUGCUUCAGGUUCUUGUCUCCAUUCAAGGUUUGGUUAUGAACGCUCAACCCUACUUCAAUGAACCAGGAUUUGAAAGGACUCGCUGUACUCCUCAGGGAGAGAAGAACUCCUUGGAAUAUAAUCAUGCUGUCUUCUUUGCUUCGUGUGAUCAAAUGACGUAUUGGCUUCAAAAGCCUCCAAUGCAUUUUGAGGUAUUUGUUGCUUAUCAUUUCUACACGCAUGGGCUCAACAUGGCGAAGGCAUGUGAAGCUCGGUCAAAGGAGUGCUUGCAAAUUUACAAGGUCUGUUUUAAAAAGAGAGCUGACAAAGUUCUGAAAGAGUAUAAAGCCAGAGAAGUUGCGUAUAGGAAAAAAUUUGCCCUGAAAGAUAAAGCUGGUUGUACUGGUGGCAAUGAUGGAACUAAUUCUGGCGUGCCCAAUAAAGCAAAUAAUAAGCUGAAGUGUUUCUGUUACUAUUUGCUAAAACUGGGGAAGAAACUUUUGCCGAUGGGAAACUAGCUAGAGUUUUAUGUUAUUAUUUGAUUAAUCUGUUUAGAAUUAGGCAUGGAAGUAUAAACAGAGUUAAUUGCUGUGUAUGGUGCCUAUAUGCUCCUGGAUCCCACUUGUAUAAUAUACAAGUGGACGUUAUUCUUUACAGCUGGAAAUUUUUCUUUUCAUUGAUGAUUUUAUAUUGUUAGUUUAAUAAAUUAUGGAGCUAUGUUACAAAAGGUCUUGCUCAUGAGGGUCUUAUAAUUGGCUUUCAUAUUUAAUUUUAUGGUGACAUUUUAUUGGACAAAUAUCAUU
Messenger RNA from Asparagus officinalis (garden asparagus), 1014 nucleotides. RefSeq names its product putative ubiquitin-conjugating enzyme E2 38. NCBI's taxonomy places the organism in Eukaryota, Viridiplantae, Streptophyta, Magnoliopsida, Asparagales, Asparagaceae. The record is from RefSeq and is a predicted model, not a curated record. The annotation marks the transcript as partial. The transcript is spliced from 3 exons. Gene Ontology annotation, molecular function: ubiquitin conjugating enzyme activity.